GAUGCCUUUUUUUGCAAGUUGGUGAGGAAAGGCUUCUUCCUCACGCGGCCAACAACCAACAUUCGCUUGGUUCGACCUCCCACCACAUACUAAUUUCGCCAUGCCUCACUCCUUCGGUCUCAGGGCUCGCACCAGGCACCUUUUCUCCCGGAACUUCCGUGAGAAGGGUUCCAUUCCCCUCUCCACUUACCUUAAGAGCUACAAGGUUGGAGACAUUGUGGACAUUAAGGCCAACGGUGCUGUCCACAAGGGUAUGCCCCACAAGUUCUACCACGGAAAGACCGGUAUCAUCUACAACGUGACCAAGUCUUCGGUCGGUAUCAUUGUUCACAAGCAAGUGGGCAACCGGUACAUUGAGAAGCGUGUGAACAUUCGUGUGGAGCACAUCAAGCACAGCAACUGCCGAUUGGACUUUUUGCGCCGAGUCAAGGCUAACGCUGCUGCUAAGAAGGAGGCGAAAGAGAAGGGUGUCUCUUUCAACUUAAAGCGUCAACCCGUCGGACCCGUCAAGGCCCACCACGUCUCCACCAAGAACAACGCCCCCACCACCAUCACCCCUGUCCCAUACGAAGCCCUUGUGUAAUCUUUUUUGCUGCAUUGCAUAGAUAAACCAUUAUUGUCCUGUCCAUGUGCUGUUCAUUUUGCUUUGCAUGUGCCUCUCUUUUUCGGAGCUCGAGAAUCUCCGGGAAGUCACUCGAAAUUGGUGCCGUGAUGCCGCUGAACAAGUGUGGGACUUUCGAGAGCAUAUUGAGACUUCGGCUUGGAGCAGCCACCCAUUGGGUGCAAAGCUGUAUCAUCGUGGACGACUAUCACCCAACCCCUUUUCCGCCGUACCGACCUCAACCUGAAGCCGGCUGCA
Messenger RNA from Fimicolochytrium jonesii, 859 nucleotides. RefSeq names its product 60S ribosomal protein L21-A. Bases 101 to 583 code for a protein of 160 amino acids. NCBI's taxonomy places the organism in Eukaryota, Fungi, Chytridiomycota, Chytridiomycetes, Spizellomycetales, Powellomycetaceae. The record is from RefSeq and is a predicted model, not a curated record. Gene Ontology annotation, biological process: translation. Gene Ontology annotation, cellular component: cytosolic large ribosomal subunit; ribosome. The transcript has 5 exons. Gene Ontology annotation, molecular function: structural constituent of ribosome.